GAACCCCCACUCUCAGGCCUGUGGGUGAAUCUGGGAUGCCCUGGGGAAUUGCCCAGGCAGGCCCUGUCCCAGCCAGGAGGCGGAAGUUGCUGUCCCCAAAAGUCCACCCAAGCCUGACCCAGCUUGCAGCUCCCUCCCCAAGCCAACAUGAAUGCCGAGUUGGAGCUACUGUGGCCAUUGUCAGUCCCACUGCUGCUGCUGUUGGGGGCCACAGCCUGGCUGUGUGUCCACUGCUCCCGCCCAGGGGUGAAGAGAAAUGAGAAAAUCUACGAGCAGAGGAACCAGCAAGAAAAUGAAGAGAGCUUUACUGUGGCUCAGACCUACUCCCUGGCCAGGCCAGUAUGGCCAGGAUCCCUGAUGGACACAGCCUCAGACAAGUCAUCGGAAAGGAAGAACAAGCUGCUGUUCUCUCAUCUCGAAGAUCCUGAGUCCCUUAGGUACCAGAACUUCUACAAAGGAAGCAGACAUGAUGCUGCCUAGAUCCCAUCCCCACAGACUACUACAACUGGGGAUGUUCCCAGAAGCCCCCAGAAGAUGAUGACUCCAACUCCUACGAGAAUGUGCUCAUCUGCAAGCCCACUGCCCCUGACUCAGGUGGCGAGGAAUCUGAGGAUUACCAGAACUCAGUAUGCAUCCGAGAGUGGCGAGAAUCCAGGAGGACUGUGGGUGCACAAGUGUCACCAUCGGGAAGCCCAGAUGAGGAGCCAGAUUAUGUGAAUGGGGAUGUGGCUGCGGCUGAGAAAGUCUAGGAGAGAAUCAAACGGAAGGAUGGGCCUGAGGGGGACCAUGAAGUUCACUGCCUGCUGAAGACUAUUUUCCAGGGAUGCUUGAGCUUUAGACCUGGCUGUGGCUGCUCCUGGGAGGGGUUCCAAAAUGCCUUGAGACAGCCUGGGAGACAAUGAAACUUGCCAGGGCUGCAACCUUCAAACGAUGCCCUGGAUUUCUUGGGAGCAAAGCAGGUGCCUGGGGACGUUGGCUGUGGUGAUGAGAAGCCCAAAGACAGGCAAGCCGUGUCCUGGUACCACAUCUAAAAUAUCGCCUAACACUGGAAUUUGUCUUUUUUCUUAAAUUUAGAAACAGGGUCUUAUUAAAUUGCUCAGUCUGGUCUCACUCCAGCUUCGGCCACAGUACUGGUAUCACUAUGCCUGACCUUGUAUCUUUCUUUCCUUGUUUGGACCUCAAAUUGCUUAUGAAUGUUGAUUUCUGGGAAUGUUACAUGACUGUUUUUGUAGUUGACUUCAACUGCUGGAACCAUAUUUAAUAUUGUCAAUGUCAGGGGGACUUUCUGUCUCUGAGAGCAUUACACAUACUAACUUUAACAAAUGAGCGGGGUGUAGGGUAACCUGGGGUCUCCUUGUUCUCUAAGUGGGCUCCAGUUUGCUCAGAUCUUCCAUUCCUGAAGGGACCUUGUGGGUCGGUGAUAGGGAGACAAAAGUGACCCCAGCAACCGUCAAUAAACCCUGUGAGUUUCAGAGCA
Messenger RNA from Cricetulus griseus (Chinese hamster), 1477 nucleotides. The record is from RefSeq and is a predicted model, not a curated record. Lineage: Eukaryota; Metazoa; Chordata; Mammalia; Rodentia; Cricetidae.